This is a messenger RNA of Colias croceus (clouded yellow), 1584 nucleotides long. RefSeq names its product UDP-glucosyltransferase 2-like. Gene Ontology annotation, molecular function: UDP-glycosyltransferase activity. The transcript has 5 exons. NCBI's taxonomy places the organism in Eukaryota, Metazoa, Arthropoda, Insecta, Lepidoptera, Pieridae. The record is from RefSeq and is a predicted model, not a curated record. The coding region runs from base 1 to 1584 and encodes 527 amino acids.
AUGGGCCGGUUAGUUAAAAUUAUUCUUAUCAUAUCGUUCGUUAGUAAAAUUGACGCUGCAAAAAUUUUAGCUGUAUUUCCAACACCGUCGAUAAGCCAUCAAGUUGUAUUCAGACCUUUGACUCAAGAGUUGGCAAGACGAGGCCAUGAAGUUACUGUCAUUACAGCAGACCCGGCGUUUACAAAAGAAAAUGCACCAGCAAACUUGACAGAAAUAGAUUUUCAUGACAUUUCCUAUAAAACAUGGAAAGAAACAUUCAUGAAUAGUCAACUACAACUUGGUAAACGAAGCAGUAUGGUGGCACUAACAAAAACAUUGAUUGAAAUGAUGCUUACAAUGACAGAGGAGCAAAUAAAAACUAAAGAAAUGCAAGAGUUGAUCAACGAUGGAAAUAAGAAAUUUGAUUUAAUAAUCCUAGAAUCAUGUGCAAGGCCAUAUAAUAUAUUUUCACAUAUAUUCAAAGCACCAGUUAUUGAAGUAAGUUCGUUCGGAAUGUUUUAUGGCAGCGAGAAAAUCGUUGGUGCCCCAUCUCAUCCCUUCUUAUACCCGACGGAGUCUAACCAAAAACUGUUUAACUUAACGUUUUGGGAAAAAGUCUAUGAAUUAUAUACACAUGUUAGAAUAAAUAGUUUAUGGUCUGCUGCUUUAAAUGAAGAAAUGUCAUUAAUUCGUAAACUGUUAGGUAAAGAUAUACCUAGUCAUGAAGAAUUGAACAAAAAUACUGAAUUUAUGUUUUUGAACAUACACCCUGUUUGGAGUCAUAACCAACCUUUGCCACCAAAUGUUAUUUCUAUAUGGGGAAUGCAUAAGACACCAGAAAAGCCGCUUCCUAAGGAGUUAGAAAAUUAUUUAAAUUCAUCAAAAAAUGGCGUGGUAUACGUAAGUUUUGGGUCUAACGUUCGAUCAUCUCUGCUUCCACCUAGAACAGUUGAAACGUUAAUGGGAGUAUUUUCUAAAUUACCUUAUGAUGUGCUUUUAAAAUGGGAUCACAUAAAUGUUCCAGGAUUGAGUAGUAAUGUUAAAGUAUCUACAUGGUUACCACAAUCAGAUCUCUUAAAACAUUCUAAGAUAAAACUAUUUAUCACACAAGGAGGUCUUCAGUCAACAGAUGAAGCUAUUAAUGCUGGAGUACCUCUAGUUGGUAUUCCGAUGUUCGGAGAUCAAUGGUACAAUGUAGAACUAUACGAAUAUCAUAAAAUAGGACUUAAAGUUGAUAUGGAAAACUUAACUGAAGAUAAUCUACUUAAAGCAAUCAAAACUGUUAUAGAUGAUAAAAGCUACAGGAAGAAUAUAAUAAGACUUCGUAACAUAAUGAGAGACCAGCCCGAGAGCGCGCUGGAUCGCGCGGUGUGGUGGACGGAGUACGUGCUGCGGCACGGAGGGGCGAAGCACCUGCGGGCCGCUGCCGCCAACAUGCCCUGGACUCAGUACUAUGAGAUUGAAUUUAUACUCAUAUUGGGAUCCAUAAUACUGAUAUUUGCAGCCGCGUUCCUAAGGCCGUAUUAUGACCUACACCAGAGGCGUGUAAAAGGAACCUCCGGCCCACCCAUGUGGAUAAAUGUAUCCACAUGGGUGAUAUCAUGA